CUUUGCGCGGCUACCGCUCACGGAAACAAGAAGGUCGCAGUCAACAGCGUUUUACCGAGACAGAGAAGAAUCCAGACCGUAAUCAUGCUGGGACAGGCUGUAAGACGAUUCACAACGUCUGCUGUUCGUUCUUCGCAUUAUGCUGAAGGACCAGGGAAGAACCUGCCAUUCUCAGUGGACAACAAAUGGCGUCUGCUCGGCAUGAUGGUGCUGUUCUUUGGCAGUGGCUUUGCAUUCCCCUUCAUCGUCGUCAGACAUCAGAUCCUGAAGAAGUAAAAUGGACCAGUGCUGUUACUCAGCCUUCAAGGUCGUCAGCUGGAGCAUAUUUAUCCAUCAGAGUGCUAGCCAUCUAGAAGAAUGGGAAUCUCUUAAUUUUCUUUGUAAAUAAAGUUUACUCAAAUAUAUUAAA
Messenger RNA from Epinephelus lanceolatus (giant grouper), 409 nucleotides. RefSeq names its product cytochrome c oxidase subunit 7C (gene cox7c). Gene Ontology annotation, cellular component: respiratory chain complex IV. Gene Ontology annotation, biological process: mitochondrial electron transport, cytochrome c to oxygen. Lineage: Eukaryota; Metazoa; Chordata; Actinopteri; Perciformes; Serranidae. The record is from RefSeq and is a predicted model, not a curated record.